Penicillium concentricum is the source of this 960-nucleotide messenger RNA. RefSeq names its product putative C2H2 finger domain protein. Gene Ontology annotation, biological process: regulation of transcription by RNA polymerase II. NCBI's taxonomy places the organism in Eukaryota, Fungi, Ascomycota, Eurotiomycetes, Eurotiales, Aspergillaceae. Gene Ontology annotation, molecular function: DNA-binding transcription factor activity, RNA polymerase II-specific; RNA polymerase II cis-regulatory region sequence-specific DNA binding. The record is from RefSeq and is a predicted model, not a curated record. Bases 1 to 960 code for a protein of 319 amino acids. The transcript has 4 exons. Gene Ontology annotation, cellular component: PcG protein complex; transcription regulator complex.
AUGGCUCCAGGUAGCGGGCGCGACUUUAACUGCUCAUGGGAUCAUUGUGGAAAGUCUUUCAAUCGCAAGUCAGAUCUUUGUCGCCAUUAUCGCAUUCAUACCAAUGAGCGGCCGUAUCAUUGCACCGUAAAGGACUGCAACAAGAGCUUUAUUCAGCGCAGUGCCUUGACCGUACAUUCGAGGACUCACACGGGCGAAAAGCCCCACGUUUGUGACCAUGAAGGCUGUCAGAAGGCAUUCUCAGAUUCAUCGAGUCUGGCCCGCCAUCGCCGAAUCCACACUGGUAAGCGGCCAUACAUAUGCCAUGAGCCUACAUGCGAACGGAGUUUCUGUCGCAAGACCACUCUCACCAAACACCAACACCGCUCUCACCCUCCAGGGAGUUUGACCCGGCCAUCCUCGGAAGAUGCGACCUCCGAGCACUCUUACCACCAAACGCCUGUGUCGGUCUCAGUCCCUAGUGAGCAGUACAUGCUCGCCCAGCAACCUUAUUACCCUCAAUCGGCGACACCAAGUCAUGAGUAUUACUCGCCCCAGAGUGUGCCCAUGGGCACUGUACCGGUUCACGAAGUUGCCCCUCCGAUCGUGUCCCAGAAUGUACCUGUGACCUCUCCGGUAAAUAUGCCACACGCUCAACAGCCACACCCGCAACACCAUGCGCAUCCACACCAACAUCCGCAACAGCAACAACAACAUCAACAGCAGCAACAGCAGCAGCAGCACCAACAGCACCAACAGCACCAACAAUACUUGCAAAUGAUGCAACCACGGUAUGACGCAAGCCCACGCACCAACUACAUCCCAGAACAAUACCAACAGCCGCCUUUUCAAGGCCAUCAACUGCCACCCGAGCAGCCAAUGAUGGUUUCAUACAACCCAAACUAUGCGUACAAGCCCCCAGCCUCCCGGCUCUUGAAUCAAGCGGAGGGGACUGACUGGGGUUUUCUGGGAGUAGGCUAA